Messenger RNA from Aptenodytes forsteri (emperor penguin), 889 nucleotides. RefSeq names its product ubiquitin B (gene UBB). Gene Ontology annotation, biological process: modification-dependent protein catabolic process; protein ubiquitination. The coding region runs from base 109 to 570 and encodes 153 amino acids. Gene Ontology annotation, cellular component: cytoplasm; nucleus. The record is from RefSeq and is a predicted model, not a curated record. The transcript has 2 exons. Lineage: Eukaryota; Metazoa; Chordata; Aves; Sphenisciformes; Spheniscidae. Gene Ontology annotation, molecular function: protein tag activity; ubiquitin protein ligase binding.
CACGGAACCGCAUAAAUGCGGGUGGGUCUGCGUCAUGCAGCAGAUUACGGCUGCCGUGGAACAGAGGGUGACUGUUGACGAGUGACGUUCAGGGCCGGAGACUUCAACAUGCAGAUCUUUGUGAAGACCCUGACUGGCAAGACUAUCACCCUCGAGGUUGAGCCUAGUGACACCAUUGAGAAUGUGAAGGCCAAGAUCCAAGACAAGGAAGGCAUUCCCCCUGAUCAGCAGAGGCUGAUCUUUGCUGGCAAGCAGCUGGAAGAUGGGCGCACCCUGUCUGACUACAACAUCCAGAAGGAGUCCACCCUGCAUCUUGUGCUGCGCCUGAGGGGUGGCAUGCAGAUCUUUGUGAAGACCCUGACUGGCAAGACCAUCACCCUUGAGGUUGAGCCCAGUGACACCAUUGAGAAUGUGAAGGCCAAGAUCCAGGACAAGGAAGGCAUUCCCCCAGAUCAGCAGAGGCUGAUCUUUGCUGGCAAGCAGCUGGAAGACGGGCGCACCCUGUCUGACUACAACAUCCAGAAGGAGUCCACCCUGCAUCUUGUGCUGCGCCUGAGGGGUGGCUGUUAAGUUAUUGUGCAUCUUGCUUGACGGCAAGAUUGCCAAUAGCACUUGUGUUUGCACUGUAGUUCUUUAAUGUCUUAAUAUUAAGUUAAAUGCAAGGUUUAUGCAAGCUUAAGUAACUGCUGAACAACUGUCUGAAAUGCUAAUAAAGUUUUCUGUUGCACAUUACAAUUUGUAGUCUGUCUCAGUUCAAGCUAGUAAAACUGGUGUAUUUAAGUGACAUGCUUACUUCGGCUUUGUUCCUUGGCAGUUUAAGCCUCUUUGCAUGUAUAAUGAGGACCUUGUGGAUGAAACGGAUCUGGAUUAAAGUCUUAAUUUAAGCACU